AUGGAACACCCGGAAUUCUCUAAUGGCCUAGAGCGAGAAACUCAAUUGGCCAUCUUGAAGCGGUCCUCUUUAAAACCAUUGUUCAUAACGACUGUAUCGAUUGAUGGCGACAACCAGUUGAGUCCCCUUUCAGAUGCGGUUUACAAGUCGGUUCUGGAGCCUGUUCUCUCACAGCCUCUGCAGACCUUGGAACAGUCAAUGACAAACUUUUCAGAAAUUAAGAAGAAACUUAUUUACACUGGAUUGUUCAAGGACGUGAAAGUCUCUUUAGAUAGAGAGGCCAAAGGAGCUGGUCUGCAAAACCUACCCGAAGACGCCAUAAAGGACUAUAAUCUCGAAAGUCCUAUUCCAACAGCGGCAAGAAUCUUUUUGACGCCUAUGCAAUUCAACAAUGUGUGCUUGACUUCGACGACCGGCGACUCGCAGUCUGCACUUGGAGGAAGAUAUUCCUUUAUCAAUACAUGGGGGAAAGCUGAAGUCUUGACCUUACAAAGCGAGCUGAAGGCAGUUCCCUUCAGCCCAAAUAGAGGUGAGAGAAAUUUUGAAGCAAAACUCAUGGUUCCUCUUCAGAAGAAUCCCUCGGUAAAGGCCGUCAUUGAUGCAUCCUACGCCAAGAUCGAUCUAAGAGACCUGAAUUAUGUGGCAUCAGAAGAUCAAGGUCUCCAAAGUCAAGCAGCUCUGAAUAUUGGUGUGCAAAAGACGUGGAUCACUAAGAACUUAAGCUCUGCUCCUUUUCUGUACAACGGCCUUUCCAUUGUUGCCAGAAAUAUAGCAUCAGCAAAUGGCUCAGAAAAAUCUAAGUCGCCGUUCUCCAAAAGCAGCUUUGUUUCACACUUUUCAUUUGACAACCGAAAGUUUUUUGGACUUUUUCCCGCUUUUGGUGUAAAACUAGCGGCCAGCAAUGAAUAUGUUAUUUCGCAAAAGCUUGGCCAGUCAUCGGAUACAAUAGGAUCUCAAGAGCACAGUUUUAACAAAUUUGCCAUUACGGCUGAGGCACAUCGCCCAAUCUUCAAAAACAGGAUUAUCAAUUCGCUUGACAUUGCCUUUGGGGGUAUAAUCCCGACAGUUCAGUCUACAAGUACCACUCAUUACAUGGAUAAAUUUUAUCUCGGAGGACUUGCGAGUUUGAAAGGUUUCGAACGAAAUUCUGUGGGCCAACAGGGUGGUGAUUUUUUCUAUAAGCUACGUUUGGCUUCGUCUUUCAAGCUUCCAAAUACGCCCAGUGAUUCUCCUUUGAGACUCCAGUGUUUCUUAAAUGGAGGAGACGUCUUUGAUGGCAAACUUGACAAUUUUUAUGGGGCUGCAAGUUCUGGUAUUUCACUCCUUUACAAAAGCCGUUUGGCCAAUAUGGACUUGACAUAUGCUAUUCCUUUUAGCUACAGAAACCAAGACAUUGCCAAACCGGGCUUUUCUUUUGGAGUUUCUUUGUCAUUAUAUUGA
This is a messenger RNA of Lachancea dasiensis, 1440 nucleotides long. The record is from the annotation of a GenBank genome assembly. NCBI's taxonomy places the organism in Eukaryota, Fungi, Ascomycota, Saccharomycetes, Saccharomycetales, Saccharomycetaceae.